Camelina sativa (false flax) is the source of this 931-nucleotide messenger RNA. The record is from RefSeq and is a predicted model, not a curated record. Lineage: Eukaryota; Viridiplantae; Streptophyta; Magnoliopsida; Brassicales; Brassicaceae.
GUUGGGCUCCCUUUCCACCCUCCUCGCCGAUGCCAUCGCCACCUUCGGUUGUUUUCAGCUCAUUAACCACGGCGUUCCUGAGGCUAUGGUGAAUGCCGCCAUGGACAAAUUCAUUUCCCACGAUGAGACGGGGGAGGAGUUCCUUUUUUAUAAAGACGAUCAUUCAGAUUUGUUGAGGGACUUGAUGGGUGAGGCAGAGAGGAUAGGGAAAGCGGUGAGAGAAAAGCUAGGAGGAAGAAACCAAGACGAAGAAGAAGAAGAAGGGGUAGGUGUUUGCUACGUGAAGAAGCAUGAUAUUAAUAGCAAACACGAAUCAAAGGAAGAAGCUAUAAGGAUGCUGAUAAGAGGGUAUGACGAAAGACACUCUCUAUGUCUCAACUUCUGCCAUGCAGAGUUCCACCUCUAUUCCAAGAGGGGUUGGGUAUCCUUCUCCCCUCGUCACGAUGCGGUGGUUGUAACGCUCGGAGAUGAAGGCUGGAGCGGCAAAUUCAAGGGUGUUGUUGGGAGGCCCCUUCUUUACAAAUCAUCGGAUCUUCAUCAUCAUCAUGAUCAUCACUUUCUCAUUUCUCUAUCCUUUCUCUACACUAGUAACACUCUCCACAGCAUCAACAGCAGAGGAAUUAUCAAUAAUAAGAUGAAGAAGAUGACCAUUUCCUUCGCCCAACAGCUCCUCUUUGCUCUCUGUCUCACACUCCUCUUCCCUUUCUUACUUUCUUGAUCAUAUAUAGAUCGUACUUGUCGUUGCUUUUUUUGUUUUUUUUUCUUUGGAAACUAAAAACAAGUUCCCCGGUCGGUGAGUAUCUCAAUCUUGUUUUAGCCUUUUUACCCAGUAAUGCAUGGCCUACUCAUUCAAUUUAAAAGCCCACUAUCUAUAUCCAGAUAAUGAUAUUGGACCCUUCGCCCUUCUCCACCCCUGUUUUGUAACAUUUUU